AUGUCACAAGACGGCCAUGAAACCGCGGAAGCCAUCCAGGAUGCGAAGGAUGCGAGCCCAAGCGUCACCGUAAGCACCGAGCCCUUGUCGGCAAACUUAGACGUCGCAGAGCCCGAGGCAGUCACUUCGCCCCUCGAUUCCUUACUGUCCCCGAAGAUACCCUCCUUCCCCGAAAAUCAACCUGCAGAAUCGAUCAGGGACUCGACCAACGAAUCCACAUUCACCGACGAUGACUUACGCUUCUCGACUGUCACCCUCUCUAGGCGCUCAAGCACCAGGUCACUUGUCAUCACAUCGCCGCCACCUCAGAGCCCUGAGGUCGAUCGCGCCGUGUCGCAGGCAUCAAUACCAAGACGGAGUAUACCAAAGCACCCCACACACAAGAAGUCAGCAUCAGCCGCGACGGUCAAUAUCCAGACGCCAGAACUGUCUUCGUCCGUGUUUGAUCAGGUCGGUGUCGUUCAGCGAUACCAGGACGAGCACGAUGUCGAUAAGCUACGCGCCAACACAGAAGGUCAGAAUCAGAUACGCGUAGAAUUCGAGCGUCUACACAGGGAGAGGCGGAAGACGACGGAUUCUGGACGCGACUUGGCAGUCGACUGGGACUUCUGGGGAGAGGUCAUAUCAGAUUAUCAGGCAUUUGCGGCUUCAAAGCCUGUACAGUUGGCGAAAUCGAUUGAGAUGGGCAUACCCGCCACUCUACGUGGCAUGAUGUGGCAGUUAAUGGCAGGAUCGAAAGAUGCAAAACUCGAGGCGACUUACUUGGGUUUAUUGAAGGAGAGAAGUCCACAUGAGAAGGCCAUCACGCGAGACUUGGGGCGUACAUUCCCUCACCAUGAGUUUUUCACCGAUGGACAAGGCAUCGGCCAAGAGAACCUGUUCAACGUUCUCAAAGCAUACUCACUGUACGACCCUCAAGUUGGCUACUGUCAAGGCCUCCCAUUUAUCGUCGCCAUCCUGCUGCUUAACAUGCCGGAUGAAGAGGCAUUCUCCUUACUCGUCAGGUUCAUGCAAUCCUAUAAUCUACGAGGACACUUCUUACCUGAGAUGCCCACACUCCAAUUACGGCUAACUUUCACCCAGUUUGACCGUCUCAUAGAAGAUAUCCUUCCUGCACUACACCUGCACUUUCUCCGUCAGGGCAUUAAGUCCAGCAUGUACUGCUCGCAGUGGUUCUUGACGCUAUUUAGCUAUCGCUUCCCUCUAGAUGUUGUCUUUCGGAUAUAUGACAAUUGCCUCGCGAGUGGCAUCGACGCUAUCUUUGCCUUCGGCAUCGUUCUUCUGCAGAAGAAUGAGGAUGCUCUCCUUGCGCUGAAGUUUGAUGACAUAUUGGCCUUCCUCAAAAACCGGGUCUUUGAUCAAUACCAGGUGCGCUCGGGCGAGGCACACGAUGACGCUCACAAGGCUACAUACAAUGCGGACGCGUUUGUCACGGAUGCCAUUUCACUGAAGAUCACGCCAUUCAUGCUUCAGGCGUACGCACACGAGUACGAGGAUUUGGUUCGGACACGCGAUGCGCAUGCAACCGAAAUGGAUGGAUUACGGAACCAAAACCGCACGUUGAUGGCUCACGUGAAACAGCUAGACGAUGAUCUCGCACAACUCAACUCGGAACAUGUUGAAGUUCUUAACCAACUGGUUAUGGCACGGCUCAAAAAUGAAGAAAUGGAAGAGGAGCUCGUCCGCUAUAAGCUAUUGUACGCGGAAGCAAUGCAUGAAAGUGCAGACGCCAUGUCGUCGCAUCGCCUCUCAUCCCCAAUGCCCCAGAUUAAUAAAAGGACGUCAUGA
Coniophora puteana RWD-64-598 SS2 is the source of this 1788-nucleotide messenger RNA. Its product is annotated as RabGAP TBC. The transcript has 12 exons. The record is from RefSeq and is a predicted model, not a curated record. The coding region runs from base 1 to 1788 and encodes 595 amino acids. NCBI's taxonomy places the organism in Eukaryota, Fungi, Basidiomycota, Agaricomycetes, Boletales, Coniophoraceae.